Messenger RNA from Fomitiporia mediterranea MF3/22, 3318 nucleotides. RefSeq lists its product as uncharacterized. The record is from RefSeq and is a predicted model, not a curated record. The transcript has 9 exons. Gene Ontology annotation, molecular function: protein binding. The coding region runs from base 1 to 3318 and encodes 1105 amino acids. NCBI's taxonomy places the organism in Eukaryota, Fungi, Basidiomycota, Agaricomycetes, Hymenochaetales, Hymenochaetaceae.
AUGGCGGAAUACAAGAGGAUCCAUUAUUGGAACCAAUUGCAAGCGGCUCUCACGGCUGGUCACUGGGACUCUUCGACACCCGGUAAGACUCCGAAGGGCUCGUUUCUCCCUUGGUCCGAGCUUCUUCGCAAGGCAAAAAAGCACGCAAAACAAAAAGAUGUACCUGAGGCUGCCUCUCAGACAUACUACCUCUCAUUACUCCUUUGUACGACGAAGAAACCUUCAAAAGAACUGGAUGUAAAGGAUUGCCAUGGAGUCGAGAAGUUCUGGUUGGGUGACGAAUGCGUCCUUCUCGAGGAACGGAGAGAGGACGCGCUGAAGGCAUAUGAAGGCUUGCAGCAACUGGAUUCCUCUGAAGAGUAUGUGAAGCAGUCAUUGGCUUUCUUUGCUUAUGCUCUCGGCCGGCCUUCAGAAUGUCUGGAGUACGUUUCAGGUCUUGCAUUCGCGGACCGCUUGAUCUCCGAGAAACCCACCGUCCUUGUCACUUCUGUAGAUGAGAAAUCUGAGAAAUCAUCGAUUCCCCCGGUAUCCUCAACGCAGAUGGAAGUGAAGAACAGCGAUGCAUGGUUCCUUAUGGAGGCACUUCGCACAGUCUGCUUAGAAGGCAUGGCGCAUGAACGAAUAUCCCCGGGUUCACCAUCACAAGCCCUAGCUUCUUAUGACAAGGGUAUUCAACUUCUUAAUUCUGUAUCUGUUCCAAAGUCUCUGCCUCAACCAGGUCGAACAAGCUUUGAAUCCUUCAACAAGUAUAUUGAGUUAUGGCGCUGGACGGAACGCCUUCUAUGGCGUAGCGUCAUCCUCUCUGCUAGGCAUAGGGAUAUCGAAAGUACUCUGUCCGUGUUCCGAACGUAUUCUAUCCAUAGCGUACAUUGGCCACCCAACUUCCGGUCUGAACACCGAUCCUCGAUUUGUACCUUGUAUCUGCGUGCGCUUAUUCUUGUAUCUUCGCAACCGACAUUGUUUCAGAGCAAGAGUGCAUGGUUGGCUGAGAUGCGGGGAGUAGUCCUUGAGUAUCGCGCAAUUUUGGGAGCAACAACGCAAUUUCCGAGUGCGGGAGAACGCAAUGUGCCUGUCGAAGAGUUUGUCGACUUCUGCGUUGCCGCUUGGGAAGCAGGUGGAUCAGCGGCCGAUCAGGCAUCCUGGGUUAUUGAUAUCCUUUGGUGGGCAACGCGUCUUACUUUCAACUCACCCCGUAUACUGCGUCACAUGGCUCGAUUGCUUCAUGUUUCUGGUGAUCACGAGCUCGCAAAACGCGUUACGCGAUUAUAUGUGCAAGUAGUCCGGAAAGCUCGUGAAACAGGGACAGUAAACGCAGAGGGUGAGGAUACCCACGAUGCCUCGGCGACUGAGCUGGAUGUUCUUUGGAUUCAGACAUUAGUGCAAGGUGCACGUAUGCUAUGCCGCAUUCCGGGUGGUGUGAAGGAAGCUCGUGACGCAGCCGAACUAAUCGGAUAUGCGCGGGAUCGUGUUGCGAACCUGGGCGAUGAGCUCGUGGCAAGCGUUGAUCUUGCCGAUGGUAUCUGCAAGUCUGUUCUAGCAAUAAGAGAGAAAGAUCCCGUCAGCAGAGCACCGCUUCUAUCAAUCUCGGUUGAGUUAUUGACACGCUCUGUGGGACGGAAUCCGACACCUUCGGCAUGCUUCCACGCCGCUGUUGCUCUCUCUCGACCUAUUCCAGAACGAGACCUCGAGAAAGCUGUUGAGCUAUGUAGACGAGCUGUCGAAGCAGAGCCAAAGGAAAUACGAUAUUGGCACCUAUUAGCCCUUUUAUCUGCGAAACAGGGAGAAUGGAAGAAGGCAAAGGGAGUAUUGGAAGCUGCGGUAGAGUUUGCAGAGGACGUAGAAACGCGAACGAACGUGGAUGAGCUGAAAAACAACGGCAUUGUUCCUAGGGAUUAUGGUUCUGCCAAUGGAGGUCAGACACCUACUGCCUCUGAUCCUCAGAUUGAAAAUAAUGAACGGAACGGGUUUACAAUGCCAACUUCGGCUUUGCACCGAAGUCUAAUUGACCCAGAUGCACAGGAUCUUCCGCCUGCGACAGAGCUCCUGAGAUCAAUACCGGACCACCCACCACCAACACAACGUGACAUCUUUGAGCAGGUUUUGCAAUUGAGAAUGACACAAAUCGCUAUUACCGAACUCAUUGAGGGACCGGAAAGUGUGGAGGCAUGUUGGCUCGAAGUUUUCGAGUGGUAUUCGCAGAGGCGUGACACACAAGGAGUAAGGCCCUCAAUGGAUGCUCGUCGAACUCCGAGUCCCGCGUAUCCAAGUUCUGUUGCACAAGGAUCAUUGCAAGGACAAAAUGCUGCUGUGGAAGGUUCAUCGGAUGCAAGUAUCUCUAACAAUCAUUCUGGAGCUUCUGCAUCAUCAGUAGAUAAUGUGACCGUUCGUUCACACAUCGGCACUUCCUUAGACAAUCCCACUGAAGUUCCACUUGCGGAGAAGGGCAAAGAACGACUUUCGGGUGAUUCUCAGCAUACCGAACGAGACAAAAAAGGAAAGCGAGUUCAGCAAAUGCUCAAAAAGCAGGUGCAUAAGCAGCAAGCUCGUAUCACUACGAUAUCGAAGAAGAUUGGACACGGAGUCUCAAAGAGUACUCCAAACCUCCAUCGGUCGAAUUCAACUCCCGAUCUACAUGCAAUGUUAGCUCAUGCAGGUCCCUAUCAGGCAUCAUCAAUACAUUCUCGAAGACGGAUAUCAUUUGGCUCGAGGUUAGCACGGUCAGAACGGGAACGUGAAGGUACUCUGCCAGUACCGUCUCCUCCACCACCCCCUAUCCCGUCAUCGGCACAGGAAGGCACAACUACUAUCCGUAAUGCUCGAGAACGAAGACUGCUGAGUGACUUAUGGCUCAUGUCAGCGGCAACUUUCAGACGUCUUGAGAAGCUCGACCAGACACGAGGUGCUAUCCAGGAAGCCGAGUCGCUGGAUGACCGAAACGAGGCAGUGUGGGUGCAGCUUGGUCUAUACUUCUCCACUCGAGGCGAGGAAGGCAAGGCCAUCGAAGCCUUCCAAAAAGCUCUAUUUAUCUCUUUGGAUGACAUACCCGCAACUAUUCAUCUUUGCCAGCUAUAUUUAACUUCUCGUUCGCAACUCAUUCGUUCCAGUUCCUACGGAGCAGUAGACAUUGCCGCUGGUAUGCUGGAAGCACUCACCCGUGGCCGGGGCUGGGAUGUCGCAGAAGCAUGGUAUCUUCUUGCGAAUGCUUACAGAAUGCAGGGACGGAAGGAUCGAGAACGGGAAUGUUUAAUAUUCGCACUCGGACUUGCAGAAGUUCGCGGCGUUCGCGAUAUAGGCUCAGCUAUUGGUUGGUGUUUAUAG